This is a messenger RNA of Phacochoerus africanus (Common warthog), 2646 nucleotides long. It is a transcript of the gene GPR39, whose product is annotated as G protein-coupled receptor 39. The record is from RefSeq and is a predicted model, not a curated record. Gene Ontology annotation, molecular function: G protein-coupled receptor activity. The transcript is spliced from 2 exons. The coding region runs from base 306 to 1676 and encodes 456 amino acids. Gene Ontology annotation, biological process: G protein-coupled receptor signaling pathway. Gene Ontology annotation, cellular component: membrane. Lineage: Eukaryota; Metazoa; Chordata; Mammalia; Artiodactyla; Suidae.
GGAGGGCCUGCGCGCAGGGGGCUGCGGACUCACUGGCUGUGGCGAGACUGGAACCUCCCUCCUCCGCGCUCUCCCCGCCUCGCCCAGACACCACCCCCCAAACCCCACCCCCAGCCGAAGCCAGGUUGGGCUGCUCCAGGAAGUUUCCAUGAAAGCGCCUGAAAUACUAAGUUACCUUUUUCCAGGUGAGCUCGAGAAAGCCCUGCGCUCGCUCUAGUGAGUGGCAGCUGAGAACUUUGGGCUCCGUAGGAAGAAGGAGGGAAGUUGGGAAGGUCUUUGGACCUUGUGGCUUGGCUGUCUUCCUCAUGGCUUCACCCAGCCGCCCCGGCAAUGACUGCUCCCAUGUUAUUGAUCACAGCCAUGUUCCUGAAUUCGAGGUAGCUACCUGGAUCAAAAUCACACUCAUCCUACUGUUCCUGGUCAUCUUUGUGGUGGGCAUCCUGGGGAAUAGUGUCACGAUUCGGGUCACCCAGGUGCUGCAGAAGAAAGGCUACCUGCAGAAGGAGGUGACAGAUCACAUGGUGAGCCUGGCUUGCUCCGACAUCCUGGUCUUCCUCAUUGGUAUGCCCGUGGAGUUCUACAGCAUCAUUUGGAACCCCCUGACCACGCCCAGCUACACCGUAUCCUGUAAGCUUCACUCUUUCCUCUUCGAGACCUGCAGCUACGCUACGCUGCUUCACGUGCUGACGCUCAGCUUCGAGCGCUACAUCGCCAUCUGCCACCCCUUCAGGUAUAAGGCCAUGUCUGGGCCCUGCCAGGUGAAGCUGCUGAUUGGCUUUGUCUGGGUCACCUCCGCCCUGGUGGCCUUGCCUUUGCUUUUUGCCAUGGGAGUUGAAUACCCCUUGGUGGACGUGCCCAGUCACCGGGGGCUCACUUGCAACCGCUCUCGCAACCAUCACUCCGAGCACCCGGAGACCUCCAACAUGUCCGUCUGCACCAACCUCUCUAGCCGUUGGACUGUGUUCCAGUCUAGCAUCUUUAGUGCCUUCAUCAUCUACUUGGUGGUCCUGGUCUCCGUGGCCUUCAUGUGCUGGAGCAUGAUGCAGGCUCUCCAGAGGAGCAAGCAGGGCACGCUGGCCGCCAAAGGGCAGCAGCUGCAGUUGAGGAAGUCCGAAAGCGAGGAGAGCAGGAGCGCCCGAAGGCAGACCAUCAUCUUUCUGAGGCUGAUCGUUGUGACCCUGGCCAUCUGCUGGAUGCCUAACCAGAUUCGGAGGAUGAUGGCUGCGGCCAAACCCAAGCAGGACUGGACCAAGGCCUAUUUCAAGGCAUACAUGAUCCUCCUCCCCUUCUCGGACACUUUCUUCUACCUGAGCUCCGUGGUCAACCCGCUGCUGUACAACGUGUCCUCGCAGCAGUUCCGCAGUGUGUUUGCGCAGGUCCUGCGCUGCCGCCUGACGCUGCCGCACGCCAAUCAGGAUAAGCGCCUGCGCGCCCAGGCGGCCUCCAGCAUGGACAGUGCCCGCUCGGUGCACCGCCCGCUCAUCUUCCUGGCUUCCAGGAGCAAUUCCUCUGCAAGGAGAACUGACAAGGUUUUCUUAAGCACUUCUCAGAGCGAGAGUGAGGCCAAGCCCCAGUCCAAGCCUCAGCUGUUGAAUCAUGAGUCACCAGAGCCCGACUCGGUGAUGAAACCAGCCAACCCUGCCACUGAGAAUGGUAUUCAAGAGCACGAAGUGUGACUUUUAAGGAAGGACGCCUAGAGUGCUAACUGGCCCUCCCCCCAGGAAAGGAAUAUUACCUGCUUACAGCAGUGACAAAAGAAACUGCCACUAUCAGGGACAGGAGUGGCCUGGGAGAAGGCAUAUGGCCACUUAAGUGUCGCCUAAGGGCUGAUUCUGCCAGCCUGGCCUCCACUCUGGGGACAGACUGGGGCAAUUUUCACUCUACCUCCUUCCUUCCUUUGAGGACCCACUGAAAAUUCAGGCAGACUGAAUUUCUUCAGAGCUCAGAUCAUUUUUUUUUUUUUUACACUGAGCUAUUUUGUUAUUUGCCAAGGAACUAAAAGAACACAGAGUCUCCUCCCCACCCAGAAUAAAAGGACACCCAGCAGAAUUUCGGGGAGCAGGGGGAGGGCGAGCCAGAAGAACAAAGCAGGAGGGUCUGGCAUCUCCUUCAGCUUCAGCAGUGUGCCAAAAAAAGAGCUAAUUUGAGGAGCAGGAUGGUGCUGAGGAGCCCUGGCCAGUGAGCUGAGGCAGAACUGCUCCGUUUCUUGGGCCUCGGCCCGUUGCAAAGAGGGGUGUUGCAGCAGCUGAUGCACACUGAGUUCAGUUUCCCUGGGGAGCAGAAGGACUGGUACCCAGCUGAGGCGAUGAGGCAGGCCGCUGACGAGGCACACGACUUGCGGUACAUGAUCCCUGUAACACAGAUCCAGAGGAGGUGGGUUAACCUGCCUGCACACUUGGCUAGUGUUGGCCAGUGUCCCUCUGAGCCCAGAUCCUCAGGAACAGCACUUCUGUACUCCUCCCACAGCCCAGAAACUUGGCUGGGGCCAGGAAACCACUCCAAGUUGUUUCAUUGAGCACCCCCCACCACCAAAAUAUAAGACCUAUUCGGUGAAGAAGACAGGCAUCAUUUCUCUUGGUUUUGACCAUUUUUCUCAAAGCUAUUUGAGACACCAAUACUAGUGAAUAAAGAGCUGUUACAAUCAAA